AUGGCAACCUUACGGACCGUAUCGUUUGCCACGUGGCGACAGGAGGACAUCCACAGGUCACCAAUUACCGUUCGCGUUACCGCGAGACCGUCUAAUCAGCCGGUUUCCGCAACUGGCCGUGCAGCAGGGCUGAGAUUGACGAGCCGUCUCCGCAAUGGCCGCGGCAUGGUCACAGUAGCAGGCUUACGCCGGCCUGCCGGCAGUUUCCGCCUAAGCGACGGCAAGAAAUCGCGGCCGUUGGUGAUCCAAGCGACGGGCGGUGGACCGUCGGAUUUCAGCGGCUUCGAUGUCAGCAAUAAAGACCAGCCCGAUAGCCGUUUUCGCUCGGCGGACAAUGCUGUCAACAGAAAGAACCUUAACGGGUCGAACAUUCCGAAAAUCGCCGGCAUUGCUGGUUCUUCAGGAGCUGAUAACGGGUUUCUAGGAGUCAGCAGGGGUGGGGAUCGGUGGCAAGGGGCGGAGGGAGUGGGGUAUGUGCACGAGGUGGUGUUUGCGGAAGGCGACAGCAGCGCCAUGGUCGCGCAAUUCCAGCUGAUUUCCACCAUCCGCGCGCUUCCUCCGAUCGUUCCGCUGCCCUCGCGCGCUGCAGGGGGAAGCGGAAACGGACACGCGGGGACCCCGCGGGACGAGAGGCGCGCGGGGACGUAUCCGCGGAUGCUCCGCGCGGUUACCGCCAAUGAGGGGGACGGGGAUGGGGAGGGGGAGGGGGAGGGGGAAGGGGGUUCGUUGGCGCAAAGCGUUCAAGAGAGUCUUCACAUGGAGGCGGAGUGGCCAAUCGCGUGGUGCCAGGUGGCAGAGAACGUACUCAUUGGCUCGCCGCUCGUGUCGGCUGCUGACGUGGACGUGGUGACGUCGAAGGCGGGCGUCACAGCUGUCGUCUCGUUACUGCCGUCGGAGCACGAGUCAGCGCUGGCGGUUGAUUGGUCCGCCGUGACCCGCCAGCUGGCAAGAGAGGGCGGCGUGGCGCUCAAACUGCCCGUGGGGGAAGCCGCCGCGGGGGGAAAGGCGGAAGCGGGGGCUCGGGGGGAGGGGGAACCGGGGGAGGGGUGGCGGGGAGUGUUAUCCGAGGGGGAAGCGGGGGAGUCGGAUUUAGAGGGGUGCCUGGAGGAGGAUGGGGAGGGGGAGGGGGGAGAGGACGUGGUUUCGCAGGUGUUGGAAGCGGUGCGAGUGGUGGCGGCGCUGGUGGCAACAGGGCACAGAGUGGCAAUUGUCAGCUGCUCGCCCCACUCCGCCAGUGCCCUUGUUGCCCUUGGCUACACGACCUUCGUGAAAGGCGCGGACGUGAGCACUGCUCUGGCAGACAUGCGCCGAGCCUGUCCGGCUGCUGACCCCCCCAUGCGCGUCUGGAAGAAGGCCCACGCACAGCUAGCAGGCAGCAACAUGAGGCGUCUUACAGACCUUGCAGCGGAGGAGCUUCAAAGGAGGAUAGCAAACGGCGUGCCUGGCUCCAGUGCCAAUGACUGGCAGGUGGCAGAGCGCAAGCUGGUGGCGGAGGGCUUCCAGCGCAUGGUGGCUGCUGACGUGGCACUCUCUGAUGCCAUUUCCAAGGCGGCCAUUCGCAGGGCAGCACGGGCAGCGGAAAAGCAGAUGGACGAUGUCGAGCUCACCUCGUCCGACCGCAUUGCUCUGCUCAAGGCUCACAUCUCUCGUCUCGAGGAGAAGCAGCAAGCUGCUGACCAGGCCGCCCGGGCGGCGGAGGAUCGGAUCAACUUCUUCCUGCGCCAGCUCAGCGCACUACAGGACAAACACGCCGCGGCUGAGAAAGAGGCAGCUGCUGCCACCCAGCUGGCAAGUCAACUCGCCGGCCAAUUGCAGUCCUUGCAAGCGAGAGAAGCUUCCUCUGCACCUUCCUCUUCGACCGCAGCCCAAGCCUCGGCUCUAGGUUUGGCAGCCGCCGAAGCUGAUCGGGUGGCAGCUCUGGAAGCGGAGGUCCGGGAACGGCGCGAGCGGGAGCAGGAGCUGCGGGCGGCGCAGCAGCAGGCAGAGCAGCGAGCGGCAUCGGCUCGGCAGCUUCUGCUCACUCUCGAAAAAGACCUCGCGAGGGUGACAGAAGGGGAGGCAGCGGCAAAAGAAGCAGCAGCAGAGGCGAAAGAGCGAGUAGGGUUCCUAUCAGGUGUGGUUCGAGAACUAGAAGGCCGAGAGAGGGACGCGAGGAGAGAAGCAGAGAGGGCAAAUGAGGCUCUAGAGGUGGUAGCAGCAAGAGAGAGGGCGGCUCAGGCACGUGUGCAGGAGCUUUCUCUGCAGGUGGAGCAGCUAGAAAAGGAGCUUGCGGCCGCUCAGGAAGCUUCUAGAAUCGCGCACGGGCGGUGCGAUUUCUUCGCUAGGCUUGUAGAUGUCCUGAGGGAGAGGGAGCAGGCGGCUACUGAGGCGGCCGCACGGGCCAAUCAGGCGCUGACAGGUGUCGCGCGGGAGCUCGAGGAGGUGAAGGGGAGGGAGAUGAGGGAGAGGGAGGCGUGGAAAGGGGCAGUAGCGUGGUCUGAAGCGGUGAUGGCGGAGUUGGGAGCGACUAAGAGGAUGCAGAGGGAGGCUAGGGAGAGGAGGGAAGCUGCCGAGAAGCUUCUCGCGAAGCUCGAGACGGCGGGAGAGAGCGGGGAGGAAGGGUCGAGGAAGCUUCUGGUCCAGGCCCGGGCGGCGGUGGCUGAGGCUCUGGAGAACGAGGCGAGCCUCGCCGGCCUGGUUGUUGCACUAGCUGACAAAUUAACCGACGCGGCUGCCGCCCGCACGGCCCAGCGGGAGCGUUUGGCGUUUCUGGAGAGGCAGGUGGCAGAGGGGAGGGAGAGGGAGCGGGCGGCGGAAGAGGCGGUGGUGGCGGCAAUGGGCGGGCAGGAGGAGCUUCGGAGGCAGCUGGAUGAGGUGGCUCGGAAAGAGGCUGAGGCUCGGGAGGAGGUUCGGGUGCUGUCGAGCAAAGUGGAGAGCCUGUCAGCUCAGUCGACUGUAGCAGAGGAGGUGGAGGGUUCUCUCUCCAUUCUCCGAGCCCAGGUGGCGUUCCUCCAAUCAGAGCUCGCCAGCGCGACACAGGAAGCCACGUCAGCCACCCAGCGGUCCACCUCGCUCCUUCACCAGCUCAACCUGCUGCGAUCCGGUGCCAGCGGUGACGGCAGCGCGGGACAGGUGGCAGGUUCUGAUUCGUUGGAGGAGGUUGCAGGGGAGGAGGAGAUGGUGAGGAGGUUGGAGGAGGAGCUUUCAGCUGCCCGUGGGGCAGCAGAAUCAGCCAGUCAGAGGGUUUUUUUGCUGCAGGGGCAGGUGAAGGAGUUGCAGAGAAAAGAGGGCGUGGCUCAAGCAUUGCUUGGCCGGGCAGAAGAAAAAAUGUCGGCGCUGUUUGGGCAGCUUGCGGCUGCCCGGGACAAGGACUCGACGAGCCUCCGCGCUCUCGCCAAGGCUAGGUCCGAGGUUCGGCAGAUGGCUUGGCAAGUGGCUCGGCUGGAGGAGCAGCUACAGGCUCGGGGAAACACUGCAGGGGGAAUAGGGUUGGCAUUGGCAGGUUCGGGAAGGGGAGAGGGGUGGGGAUUGGCAGGGCUGUUGAAUGGGUUAAGUGCUGGAACGCUGAAGCUGCUUGGUAUGGCAGGAGUGGGCGGCAUGGGAGGGGCGGCAGGGGUGGAUGGCCGGCAGAACGAGCCGAAUGAUGCCAGGCUGGCAGCUGAGCUGUCGCGAGGGGCUGCUGCCCUGCAGUCCAGGGUGAAGAAGCAUGUGUCUCGGCUGGGCAAGAAUGCAGCAGCAGUGGAUGCAGCAGCGUUAUCAUCUGUAUCAGAUCAGCCCAUAGAGGAGCAUUUCACUGAGGAGGAGGAGAAGCUUCUGGCGUCAGCAUCGUGUCUGCGCGAAGCCGUGGUGGCAAUAGAUGCCAAACGCCGUGAGCUCGGAGCUGCACCUCUUCCCGCCCGGGUUCCUUCCGUUUCCCGGGCAGCAGCAGCGCCGCCUGCUACAGUGCCCGAAGCUUCAGCCUCUCAGUCCCCCUCUUCACCCCCUGCGCCUUUCUCCUCCCUCACAGCUCUUUUCGCCAAGGCAGCAGCAGCAGUGGGUCUCAGCGCUCUCCUCUUCAUGCCCCUGGCCCUCGGCUCGCACAGUAACGAAUCGCCUCUUAUGGAGUCGCUCCCACAGCAGCAGCAAUCUGUCGACGUAACCAGGCCUCUGACGCACUACCAGUCGGUUCAGCCAGUCUCGCUGCACCAGCAGCAGCAGUCCAACUCCCUGCUGUCACUACAGCCGUAUAACCCGACCCUGCAGGCAUCCUCCUUGCAAGCAGCCUCUCUGCAAGCAGCCUCUCUGCCGGACGCAUCGCUACAGCAGUCCACCCAGCCAGCAGCGCUACAACUGUUCUUCGACCCGCUGACGCUCAAGCCAGUGCAGGCUGCAGGCACCGGGGAGGCUUACGAGGGUCCCUCCACUCUGAUUCCACUACCAGUGCUGAAGGAAGCAGAAAGAGAAGUCAUGAGUCUGCUUGGCCAGUACGUGACUGUGGCUAGGGAAAUGAAGGGACUGGCUGCAGUGGUUGCUCCGGAUGCUUCUCCGGAAGACAGGAUCCAGGCUGCGUUUCUAUUCUGCCGCCAGCUGGCGUCGCAGUCCCCGUCAGCACCUGCCAUGUCUAGAGUUGGCGGUGGUGUGGCCGAUCCUACUUUAAUGAGCCGCAAUUUCUGUGCAUCGAUGGGGUUGUGA
This is a messenger RNA of Closterium sp. Yama58-4, 4650 nucleotides long. The record is from the annotation of a GenBank genome assembly. Lineage: Eukaryota; Viridiplantae; Streptophyta; Zygnematophyceae; Desmidiales; Closteriaceae.